CUUAAACACCUCCAAACACGACAACCAAACAGCCGCCUGUUCCAUCGAAUCCCGUGUCUAUCCAACCCUCUGGAAAGCGUCAGAGUAGUACAUCCCCAUUCCGUACAUCACAAUGGACUCGCUGGUGGCUCAAUACAGCCGCCCGGCGUUCCAGAACGAGGGCUACAGCGAAGAAGAGCAGCUCCAACUGGCGCUCGACGUGCAACCACAGCUCAAUCUCAACUUCGCCCUCCCUCCCGUCGCCAACAAUGCAGCCUGGUUGCGCGCCAUGACCGAUGACCACUCCAACCCCCAAUGUCCCAUCAAGAUUGCCCACGGAACCACAACACUCGCCUUCCGCUUCAAGGGCGGUAUCAUCGUUGCCACGGAUUCGAGAGCCACAGCAGGGAACUGGAUUGCCAGUCAAACGGUGAAGAAGGUUAUUGAGAUCAAUAGUGCGUUGUUGGGGACCAUGGCUGGUGGUGCUGCUGACUGUCAAUACUGGCUCGCAUACCUCGGAAUGCAAUGUAGACUCCACGAACUCCGCCACAAGCGCCGCAUUUCUGUCGCUGCUGCCUCGAAAAUCCUCGCCAACCUCGUCUACAGCUACAAGGGCAUGGGUCUGAGUAUGGGGACCAUGUGCGCCGGUGUGACCCCUACCGAAGGACCGGCUCUCUACUACAUCGACAGCGAUGGCACGCGGUUAGCGGGUAACUUGUUCUGUGUUGGUUCGGGUCAGACUUUCGCCUAUGGUGUGCUGGACGCAGAGUACAAAUACGACCUGGAGGAUGAUGAGGCACUGGAGCUGGGGAAGAGAAGUAUUUUGGCUGCGACGCACAGAGAUGCUUUCUCUGGUGGUUUCAUCAACUUAUACCAUGUCAAGGAGGAGGGCUGGGUCAAGCACGGCUUCAUGGACACGAAUCCUAUCUUCUGGAAGACGAAGCUGGAGAAGGGCGAGUUCUCCAACGUCACUGCGAACUUGGAUUAGGUGGGAAAUGCAUGAGGUUCAGGAGUGUGAGCACUGCGGGCCGUGUGUGCGCGAAAGAGAAGCGCACUUGUAGUUAUACUGGACUUGAGAUAUUAGCUUACAUGGCGCUGAAUCAAGAGCAUGAUAUGAACAAGACCUGUUACUUGGGGACUGCGUUGGAACCACCGUAGAGAGAGGUGGUCACUCAAAUGCGCCCAGAGGGUUUGCCCAAUGCACACAUCGGAUUCGACUUGUGGUGAGGUCAGAAACCACACAGGCAGCCCGAGCAGCUCGUGAUGGACAUACGUACUCCCUGUUGUUACCUUCACGGCUGGUCAUACAGACU
Messenger RNA from Sphaerulina musiva SO2202, 1292 nucleotides. RefSeq names its product proteasome subunit beta type-5 precursor. Gene Ontology annotation, cellular component: proteasome core complex. Gene Ontology annotation, molecular function: threonine-type endopeptidase activity. The transcript has 2 exons. Bases 113 to 967 code for a protein of 284 amino acids. Lineage: Eukaryota; Fungi; Ascomycota; Dothideomycetes; Mycosphaerellales; Mycosphaerellaceae. The record is from RefSeq and is a predicted model, not a curated record.